This is a messenger RNA of Papaver somniferum (opium poppy), 3971 nucleotides long. RefSeq names its product protein ALWAYS EARLY 2-like. The coding region runs from base 148 to 3711 and encodes 1187 amino acids. Gene Ontology annotation, biological process: DNA-templated transcription; regulation of transcription by RNA polymerase II; regulation of cell cycle. NCBI's taxonomy places the organism in Eukaryota, Viridiplantae, Streptophyta, Magnoliopsida, Ranunculales, Papaveraceae. The record is from RefSeq and is a predicted model, not a curated record. Gene Ontology annotation, cellular component: transcription repressor complex; nucleoplasm. The transcript has 20 exons. Gene Ontology annotation, molecular function: DNA binding.
UAAAAGGGAAUACUCCAUCGCCUCAUAAUAUUCAAUUUUCUCAAUUUUCGCGGUAAUGCCCUCUUCUCUUCUCCCCCUUCUUCUAAAACUCUCUCUCUUUCUCUAAAGAUCUGAGAAACAAGUUUAGGGAAAUAGAGACUGAUUUCCAUGGCGACAAGGAAAUCCCGAAGUAUAAACAAUAAACGGUUUGGUAAGCUUAAUGAGGAGUCUCCGGAUAAAGAUGGAGGCAGUGGAGGGAACAAAAGUAGACAAAGGAAGAGGAAACUAACUGACAUGUUAGGACCCCAGUGGAGCAAGGAAGAGCUUAAACGCUUCUAUGAAGCAUAUCGGAAGUAUGAGAAAGACUGGAAAAAGGUAGCUGGUGUGGUGCGUAACAGAUCCACGGAAAUGGUGGAGGCUCUGUACCAUAUGAACAGGGCGUACUUGUCUCUUCCAGAGGGGACGGCAUCAGUAGCUGGGCUAAUAGCAAUGAUGACUGACCAUUACUGCAUUCUGGAUGGGAGUGAAAGUGACCGAGAAAGUGAUGAUGCCCCAGGGGUAUCUCAAAAGCUGGCAAAGCGUGCUCGCGGAAAAUAUCAUGUUAAUGGCUCAAGAGGAACGGAUGCGGACGUUCCUGAUUUGCUGAAGUUUCCACCACUUUCUUCAAACAAUGGGUGUUUUUCUGUGAAGAAGAAGCGCACUAAUGGCGGUCGACGUGCUGUUGGGAAAAGAACACCUCGCUAUCCUGUUUCUCAUGAACGCGAAAAGUUUGUUACACCCAAUAAACGGGGUCUAAAGUCGGAUUUAGAUGCGCAUGAUGAAGAAGUUGCCCAUGGGGCAGCAUUAACACUGGCAGAGGCUUUGCAAAGAGGGGGUUCUCCUCAAGUUUCUCAUACACCUAAGAGAAGAUCUGAACACCUUAGACCCUCGUCUUCUCGGAAAAGUGAACGGAGGAGGCAACUUGAUUGGGACAAGAGUAGCACUAAGCAUCGCGGUAUAACUGAUGAGAACUAUUUAGAGGAUAGCUUAGGGAGCAGGGAAGCUGAAAAUGGAGAUUUUUACCGAAAUUCUAGCUACAUGAUGGAUGCCAGGGGUGUUGGUACAGUGGGUGUUCAAAAAAAGGGAAAGAAAUCUCUUGGCAGAAAACCAAAGGAUAUUGAAAACUGCCAUCGUGAUGAAGAUAGGGAAGCAUGUAGUGGCACAGAAGAAGGGCUUAAUUUGAGUUAUGUCAAAGAACAGGCUGAAGAUGAGGUUACAGAUUCAAGAUAUGUACGACCUAGAAAGAAAAACAAAGAGUUAAAAGAAGAUGAAAAGCAAGCACUAGAUGGUCUAACCUUCUUGGCUAAUAUGUCUCUGGAGCUUGAGCCAGCAGCUGUGGAUGAAUCUGAGUCAUCAGUGCAGUUCAAGGAAGAAAGGGGAAGGGGAAGUCGUGGUAAUGUUGAUAACUUUAGCAGACAUGAAACCUUUUCGACAAUUCGUCAAAGGGAUAAAUCAAAUUUCUCAGGGGUUAAAGAGAAGUCUCUACGUGAGGUUGAGGUAACUACCUUGAGAAGUGCUAGAUCAAUUAAAGGCUCGAGUUUUGACGUUAAUUCUCUUACUGAAGAAAAGAAACCACCUUCACAGACUACCAUCAAAGGACAAAAACUAAAACGCAAACAUUUUGCAGCAAAAAUGCAGAGUCCAACAAAUGAAAGUCAUAGCGACUUGCUUCCAGAUGAACGCCAACAAAUCGAGGCCCUCGAAGAAAAUGUAAAGAAAUCUACUAUGAAAGCUAAACGUGUUGCUGCAGCUGCUGUUAUUUCUAAACAAGGGAAAUCAUUCAGACCUCCUGAACUUACUUCUUCAAGUACUGAUCUAGUUAGACCAGGGACUGAUGCAGCUUUAUCAACUGAACAAGUUCCCACUCCAAACCAGGUUUUCCUACCAACUAAGCAUGAAAGUAGACGUAAGAUGAAUCUACAGAAGUCAUUGAUCCGCAGGGUAUCCAACUUUUCUGAGGAUAUGGGUAGUAAGCAACCUGGUAAACAUACUUCUCAAGAUGGCACACUCGAUAUUAAGGAAAAGCUUUCUCGUUGCCUGUCAUCUCCGAUGUUACGUAGAUGGUGUGCUUUUGAAUGGUUUUACAGUGCUAUUGACUACCCUUGGUUUGCUAAAAAGGAGUUUGUAGAGUACCUAAAUCAUGUGGGAUUGGGCCAUGUUCCAAGGUUAACUCGAGUUGAGUGGGGUGUAAUAAGGAGCUCACUUGGCAAGCCUCGAAGGUUAUCACAACAAUUCUUACGUGAAGAAAAGGAGAAACUUGAGCAGUACCGAGAAUCUGUUAGAACACAUUAUACCGAAUUGCGUAAUGGUACAAGGGAUGGACUUCCUACAGAUUUGGCCCGACCUUUGUCAGUUGGACAGCGUGUUAUUGCAUGUCAUCCCAGGACAAGAGAAUUUCAUGAUGGAAGUGUAUUAACAGUCGAUCGUAAUAGGUGUCGAAUUCAGUUUGACCGGCCUGAGUUAGGAGUUGAGUUUGUUAUGGAUAUUGACUGCAUGCCUCUAAAUGCAUUUGAAAAUAUGCCUGAGGCACUUAGAAGGCAGAAUAUUGCUGCUGGUAGAUUGUCUGAGAACUUAAGUGAUCCUAAGUUGAAUAAUCAAUCCAAAGAUAGGACAACUGGAGGUUACAAGAGCAUUGCCCCAAGUGCGAAGCUGGAGACAGCAGACGUUUCAUCCCAAUUAACGUCACCAAUUUAUCCUAUGAACACUUUGAUAAAGAAAGCAGAGGGAGAUACGAUCAGUGACAUUGCUGAAGCUAAAGCUGCAGCAAAUGAACUGAAGGCUGCAUAUAUUCAACCAUGUACUCUGGCUCAGAUACAAGCAAGGGAAGCUGAUAUCCGAGCUCUUUCAGAGUUGAGUCGGGCUCUGGAGAAAAAGGAAGCAUUGGUGUCGGAGCUUAGUCGUAUGAACGACGAAGUACAGGAAAAUCAAAUAAAUGGAGACAACUCUCUGAAGGAUCACGAUCCUUUUAAAAAACAAUAUGCCACGGUACUCAUACAGCUCAAGGAAGCCAAUGAUCAGGUUUCCUCUGCUCUUAUAUAUUUGAGAAAACGCAACACCUACCAAGGAAACUCCCCACCUUGGCAAACGUCAAAGCCAGGUUCAGGUGUGCCUGUUGGGCCAUUCAAUUCUAUUGAUGCCUCAGCUUUUCUCCCUCAAGAAGCAGCAUCGCACGUGGUUGGAAUUCUGGAAAGCUCGAGAGUGAAAGCGCAAACAAUGGUAGACGUAGCUGUGCAGGCACUAUUAUCUUGUAAAGACGGAGAAGAUGCUUUUGGAAGCAUUGGAGACGCUUUAGAUUCUGCAAGUACUCAUCAGAAUGGAACAGAAGUGAGAUCCUUCACUUCAACAGAUCUGAUAAAUGGUGGCAGUUUUCAUUAUCAAGAUGCUGCUACAAAUUCUCACAUAUCAAAGCCAGUAAUGGCAGUUUAUUCAAAUGGUACGAAGCAGAACAACUCUACAUUUGAUGCCAAUGAAGUACAAAUCCCGAAGGACCUUAUUUCCUCUUGCCUGGCCACUUUACUCAUGGUUCAGACAUGUACGGAGAGACAAUAUCCACCAGCUGAAGUGGCUCAGAUUCUAGACUCCGCCUUUACAAGUUUGCAUCCUUGUUGUUCUCAAAACCUUCCGAUUUAUCAAGAGAUUCGGUUGUGCAUGGGUCUAGUCAAGAACCAAAUAUUGGCGCUUAUACCAACCUAGAGAAGAUUAAAAGGUUUCUCUCACCUAAUCCAAGAGUUGUCUGUUGUGUAAAUAUCCAUUAGCAGGGUAGUAAUGGAAGUAUAAAACUGAAUCCUUUCAGGGUUUUUUUUUUCUUCGUUUUUUCUUAAUGUUUUACUUGAGCAAUUGCUGCCUUCUUUAUUUUUUUGUUUUCAUUCUCUUGUAUGCUGCCCUCCGGCUAGCAAGGAUUGGGAACAAAGGAUAAUGCUAAUAAUAAAGCAGCCACUUUCACGGUUACCCAA